Messenger RNA from Nasonia vitripennis (jewel wasp), 1849 nucleotides. RefSeq lists its product as uncharacterized. Lineage: Eukaryota; Metazoa; Arthropoda; Insecta; Hymenoptera; Pteromalidae. Gene Ontology annotation, biological process: sleep; positive regulation of voltage-gated potassium channel activity; regulation of synaptic transmission, cholinergic. The transcript is spliced from 3 exons. The record is from RefSeq and is a predicted model, not a curated record. Bases 1000 to 1455 code for a protein of 151 amino acids.
GCACCGAUAAAUCUCGCUUCUCUCUCUCUCUCUCUCUCUCUCUCUCUCUCUCUCUCUCUCUCUCUCUCUCUCCACUUUAUAUUUCGGUCUAGCUACUCCGCCCUUGUUACUUAUACAUAGUUCGUCGCGCGUUGCACGUGCCUUCGGCGAUAAACAGGAGCAAAAGAAAGAGUUAGGAGAGGCAGCGCGCGUGAGACAGAUAUUUCGACUUUCCUCGAAAUCGUCCGUCAAACGAGGCCUGACAAAAUUAAUGGGCGACGCGACGACGACGUCUUGUUUAAAAUGACUAACGAGCCACCCCUCGUGAAACCGGAUAGUGUGUCUUCUCGCCUUGGUGGCUUUGAACUGCACGCGCCAGCGACGAGCGCCAUCCAAUUAUACUGCAUUACUCGAAUGAGCGGAAGCAUUCUCGCUGUUUUGUUUUCUCGAUGCUCUUGCCUUUUUGCUCGGCACACUCAGGGCUAGAAUGUAUUACGAGCAAGAUAGAGACACCGAGCGUUUAGAUUAACGAAAUUCUUCAGGUUGGCUUUCUAUUUUUUUGUCAGUAAGGUAAACAUUUUAGAUUCUAAUUGAAAGCGUUACAUUUGUUUUUCUUGCUCGCGUGGUUAAUGGAACGUCCCUUUUUUUGUCAUUCGUUAGAGCUAUUUUAAAGCACCAUCUUUCUACUCUCGCGUAAUCAAUUUCAAGUCUGUUCAAUCGAUUUUACGUUUCAUGAAAAACAUGUUACGUAAAAAAUAAUACGAACACGUGCGCGUAUGCGUGGAAUUGGAAAUACCUUUGGAAAAGGGCCGGAAUGCAACAGUCAGGCAUAUCACGCGGGACAUCGGCCAGCAGGUAAACGCAGCCCUGCGCUGUAUUUCAACCUGUGCACAUAAGAGGGGCCCAUAGUACCUAAGCCGACCAUCCGAAAAUGACGUGCAUCAGUAGUGCAACAGCGACUGCCUGCGUGUGAGUUUGUCUCUGUCCUCGCGUUACGUUCAAACUUUUAAUCAACGAAAAAUGCUGUGCUACCAACGAUCUUUCAUUGUCGUACUUACGAUUUUGGCCUUUUUCACAAUAGGCAGUUUUGGCAUAAAAUGCUACCAGUGCAGCAGUGACUCAGAUCCGGAAGGUGUGGACAACUGCGGCACCUAUUCGAAAUUCGACAAAGAGAGGAACGUUCCCGUGGAAUGCACUAGCGAUGACUCCAAAACGCCCGGCACAUUCUGCGUCAAGCUGACGCAGCAGAGCCCUCGUGGAUUUAUAUGGGACGGAAGAUGGAAGAAGGUGAUUCGUCGCUGCGCUUCCGUGGCAAGCACGGGUGUCACAGGCGUCUGUAAUUGGGGCGUUUACGACAACGGCGUCUACUGGCAGGAGUGUUCCUGCUCCAAUGAUUUAUGCAAUUCGGCUGCGAAUCUCAAUUUAAGCUUUGUUGCCAUUCUCGCUAUUUUCGCGACGUUUCUAUUCCUCAGAUAAUAUUGAACGAAUGUUUGGAAAGAAACGACCCAAGAGAAUUAUGUGCUUUACUGUGCCAAGUGAAUCUCGAUUAAUCAAGAACCAAUGAACAAGUGAAAUUUGAACUUUGUAAGCGUUUAAAAAAUAAUUUUUGAUAACUUUUUUAGACAGUUAAUGUUAUAUCUACGAGAUUAACACUCUUCUCAAAUACUGUGAUUUAAAGAAAAAUAUAGUUUUAUGUCAUAGAUUUUGUAAAAUACUGAACUGUAAUUUGAAUCCUCCCAACUAUUAUCUAUAUAAUUGUUUUGAAUCUUUGGUGUGAAUACUACUACUUUAAAAAAGAUGUUUCAAUUAUUAUAUAAGUGCUCUUAAGCAACAUCUUUCCAAAAAUAUAACGACAGUUGCGAACUCCAUA